AUGGGAUUCUGGGAGCGCCGAGGCUCAUUGAUCCUUUUGGAGUGUGAGGGCGAGGCUUCUGUUCCUCAGCUGCAAGAGGAGAAAUCCUUCGGAGUGCUUCAUGAUUGCGAGAUUGCGGCGGAGUUCCCGUUGGAGGGUCGAGCCACAAGUCUCUGUUGGGAGACGCUGAGUCAACGCAUCGUGGUGGCCGUGAACGGUCCAAAGUCCGACCGACUCUGCUUCUGUGAUGCAGGAGAUGAAUCUCUGGAAGACGUCUCCUUGCCAUCUGGUGCCAGAGCACUUGAUUUGAGCUUCUUCUCUGAUCCGGAGCGCCACAAGAGCUGGGUGGCCGUGGCCUGCUCCGAUGGCGCGGUACGGCUGGUGGACACCUCUCCGCAGCGUGCGGCCUCGGUGGUGCGCACCAGCUAUGCGCAUGGCGUGGAGGCCACAGCUGUGGCCAUUUCGCGGGAAGGCAAGUUUCUGGCUUCGGGCAGUUCCAGUGGUCAUGUGGUCCUGCAACCAUUUCAUGGAAGCGGACCGACUCCAUUACCAGGCAUGCUAGAAGCCGAUGAAGCUGGGAUUGAAGCACUCUGCUACUCCUCCUUGCGACAGGAGUUGUUGGCCGCCAGCGACCAGCAGGGCAAUCUGCAGGUCUGGGACGCUGAAGCCUUGCGCCACAGCUGUCGCUUUCCCAUGGCGCAUCGGGGAGCUGUGCGAGGCUUGACUUUCUCCACUCAGAACAGUGACCUGCUCAUUACGGGUGGCGAUGAUGCGGAGCUGAUCUUUUGGGAUGUGAAGAAUGCCAAGCAGAUCCAACAGGUGUCAGUUGAGAGCGGCAUCAGUUCUCUCUCCUACCAUUCAGGUGGUUAUCUAUUGGCCAGUGGUACGACUGAUGGAGCUGUGUUGAUCUUUGACCUGCGCACCUUGGUGGCCAAGAAGAGCCCCGCGGAGCCGCUGCAGCGAUUCACAGCUCAUUCCGAUGAUGGAGGUGCUUUGCGUGCCAUUUCCUUCAUGGAUGAAGUGAAGCUCAAGGCCAAGUUUCACCCCGGCUCUGCCAAGCUUGGAUGCACAUGUCAGAGGUUUGAGAGGCUGGGCUAG
Cladocopium goreaui is the source of this 1077-nucleotide messenger RNA. NCBI's taxonomy places the organism in Eukaryota, Dinophyceae, Suessiales, Symbiodiniaceae. The record is from the annotation of a GenBank genome assembly.